Prunus mume (Japanese apricot) is the source of this 1145-nucleotide messenger RNA. Its product is annotated as homer protein. NCBI's taxonomy places the organism in Eukaryota, Viridiplantae, Streptophyta, Magnoliopsida, Rosales, Rosaceae. The record is from RefSeq and is a predicted model, not a curated record.
UUCAGGGUGAGAUAAGAUAUUUUUUGGGUGUAGAACUUGCAAAUGGAAAUUGGGGUGGGUAUCUUCCUCAAACAAAACAUGAAAUAGGAUAACAAAAUCCUCCAAAAAUCAGUGAUCACCAUGCCCUUAACCAUCAAUCUCACUUGGGUUUCCUCCACAAUCCCCAUCUCUCUCCUCCCAAGAGAACUCAUCACAGCAUCAAAAACCUGCUCUACAAUCUUUCAUAGAGCUUCUUCUUCACCUUCAACAUCUCGUCCCCUCAUAAUCAAAUGCACGAGAAGCACCUCUGGAGAGAGCGGUAGCUUGAAGGACGCACUGAGUGGCAUUGUGGGAGAGCAAGUAGAGGAGCUCUUGAAAAAAGAAGAGAACAGGGAUUUGCUUGACGGGUUGGAAAAGGCGUCUCAAAGGGUAGAGAUGGCUAAGAGAGAGCUGGCUGAGAUUGAGAAACAAGAACUUGAGGCUAAGCUUGUGAGAGAUUAUAUUAACCAACUUGAAAGCAGGGCUUCUGAGAUUGCAGAAUGUCAAAAGGAGAUAUUAGAAGCAAAAGCCAUGGUUGAAGAAGCUGAGCGUGCCCUCUCACAAGAUGGGGAUCAACUUGGAGAUGGAUAUGGAUUUUCGGAGUCUGGAAAUGGGGAAAUUGACAAGGAUAAAGAGAGAUGGCAAUCCAUAAAAGCAGCUUCUAUUUCUGCCCUUGUCGGCACUGUUGCUGGAUUGCCCUUCUCCUUCACUCAGGUGUCCCGCGGUUCAGAGCUGAUACUCCCUCUGGCAGUCACAUUUGUUAGCUGUGCACUAUUUGGAGUUACCUUUCGAUAUGCAGUUCGAAGAGACUUGGAUGAUGUUCAUCUUAAGACAGGAGCACCUGCAGCUUUCGGCGUUGUCAAAGGUCUUGCUACACUGGAUGGUGGACAACCUCUUGAGCUAAAUGCUGGUAGCUUCUUAUCACAUGCUUUUGAUGGUGCACUGUAUUUAUCUCAGAGUCUUUUUGUUUUUCUUUCUGCUGCGAUUGCCCUGGAUUAUUGUUUUAAGGCAAGGCUCUUGAGUCCUUUUCCUAUCAAGAGUCCUGUAUCAGGAUCGAAUUCUAGAUGAUGUUCUAGUUAAGCAAAGGUGUUCAUACUUGGGAGAAAUGCAAUUACUUUGUAUCAGAA